CGGCAGCCGAGCAGUGAAGACCUACUUCUCGAUGCUUCACGGCACCACCCUCACGAAUUUUACAGUGGCAAAAGUGUCCCUCGCCGGAUAGGGUUCCGUUAAACAAAAAAACAGUAACGUUGCGAAAUUAAUAGUUCUGUGCUGGAGAGAGAGAGCGUGGCUGAAUUUUGGCGGGCAUGUUUGCAGGAAUUAGUGCGCAACGAAACAAGAGCAAGUGAAAUCGAACACACCCUAGACCAAAACGGGCAAUCAGAGGGCUCUGCCGCAUCCUUCGCUGGAAUGUCAUCAUCGUCAGCCGAAAGGACACCCGUUGCCAAAGGAAACGAAGGGACCGGCGCCAGCGCACCCGCGUCGAUGGAUCCAAGCGUGCCGAAGAAAAUUGUCAGCGCUAUACCGAAGCAAAGACAGCAAUUGCUCAAAUGGAAUGGCUGGGGUUACAAGGAUUCGCGCUUUCUCUACCAGGAUGGAACGAUCAUAUUCACUGGCGAUAGGUAUCCCAUCGGUGGAAAAGUGUCGCUGCCACACUUUCGCGACUACGUGAUCGAGAACUUCAACGUCGAUCUGUCCGAUCGGCGCGAAGGUGUACCGGUGCCGAACGAGUAUCCAGCCCCAGUGCCCUGUCCCGAGUUUCUGGCCGACAUACGAGGCCACGGUAUCGACUGCACGCAGAAUGGCGAAGAUCGGUUGAUCCGGUGCCAUGGACAAACGCUACACGACGUGCACAUGAUGCGCACCGGUACGUUCAAGCGCAUCCCGGACGUGGUCCUGUUUCCCACCUCCCACGAGCAGGUGGAGCAGAUCGUUCAGUCCGCCAACAAGCGCAACGUGGUGCUGAUACCGUACGGUGGCGGUACGUCAGUGUCCGGCUCGGUCACCUGUCCGGAGGGUGAAACGCGCCCGAUAGCGGCCCUCGAUACGUCGCAGAUGAAUCGGAUGCUGUGGAUCGAUCGCCAGAAUCUGGUCGCCUGCUUCGAGGCGGGAAUCGUCGGCCAGGACCUGGAGCGUGAGUUGCGCCAGCUUGGGUUCACCGUCGGGCACGAGCCGGACAGCUACGAGUUUUCCACGCUUGGCGGCUGGGUGGCCACGCGUGCUUCCGGCAUGAAGAAGAACGUGUACGGCAACAUCGAGGAUCUGCUGGUGCGCGUCAAGAUGGUGACCAGCAAGGGUGUGCUGGAGCGAAGUUUGGCCGUGCCGCGGGUAUCCUGUGGGCCCGACUUUAACCAUCUCGUGCUCGGCUCGGAAGGUACGCUCGGUGUGAUCACGGAGGUGGUCAUCAAGAUACGGCCCCUGCCCCAGGUCAAGCGGUACGGUUCGCUCGUCUUUCCCGACUUCGGGUCCGGCAUCCGAUGUUUGCGCGAGGUGGCCCGCGAGCGGCUGCAGCCGGCCAGCAUACGGCUCAUCGACAACGAGCAGUUCGUGUUUGGCCAGGCGCUCAAAAUACCGGGCGGCCCGCUGGCGACGGUGAGCGAGAAGCUGAAAAAGGUGUACCUAACGCGGUGGAAGCGGUUGCAGCUCGAUCGUAUCGCGAUCGCGACACUGCUGUUCGAAGGACACGACGCGCAGGUGAAGCAGCACGAGGCAAAGAUUUUCGCUAUCGCCAAACGGUACGGUGGGUUCUCGGCCGGCAGCAGCAACGGCGAGAAGGGCUACAUUCUUACCUUCGUCAUCGCGUACAUCAGGGACCUGGCCCUGGAUUACAGCAUUGUGGCGGAAUCGUUCGAAACCUCCGUAUCGUGGGAUCGCUGCGAAGCACUCUGUACCAACGUAAAAAGCUGCGUUCGCAAGGAAUGUGCCAAACAUAACAUCCAACACUACCUCAUCUCCUGCCGGGUAACGCAAACGUACGAUGCUGGCGCGUGCGUGUACUUUUACUUCGGCUUUAACCAUGCCGGCUUCUCGAACCCCGUCACCAUUUACGAGGAAAUCGAAAACAAGGCGCGCGAUGAAAUCCUCGCCUCCGGUGGUUCCAUCUCGCACCAUCACGGUGUGGGCAAGAUACGAUCGCGCUGGUACCCGCAGAGCGUCUCCGAUGUCGGUGUACAGCUGUACAAGGCAACCAAGCGGGAGCUAGAUCCAAACAACAUCUUUGCCGCUGGCAAUCUCAUCCCGGCCCAGCUGCAGGACACCAACGAACCCACCAGUCUGAAAGCAAAGCUGUAAAGGCAGACACAUGACGCCCCGUUCAAUGAUCCCGUCUAGCAAGCAUGGCAAUAAUGGCAAAACAAAACAACAAAACCCAUAAAACUAGUAAACUGCUCCACCGCUUCACAGCGGCGGAAGUGAUGCAAUGGUCGGGCUGCAUAUGAUGCACGAUCAGUCAUGAUCACUUUCGUCCCAUCACCGGAAGCAAUGUGUUCGUCGUUUUCGUUACAGCAGAAAAAACAAGGUAACAGUAAAAAAGCGAGACACAGAGAAAGAGAUAGAGAGAUUGAAAGAGAAAGGGAGAGUGAGAUAGAUAGAUAGAGAGAGAGAGAGAGAGAGAGAGAGAGAAAGAGAGAGAAAGAGAGCAAUAUUCUUCAUUCUGUGUCGGCUUACAUCGCAAUAGAGGGAACGAAUUUUAUCUUCGCCGGCUUCAACGUAGCAGAAACAAGUUAACAUACACAUUCCAUGCCCUCCCGUAGUAGCUUACUGAACGUAAUGUAUUAUUUAGGUGUUUUUGGGUUUGCUCUGUGACAUUUUAUGGUUAUUUGUUUUGCGCUCCUUUGAUAAGCUGCCAGCAGUCAAUUUUAUGGGGCAUCAAAAGGUAGAUGAUAACGAAUUGAAUUGUGUGAUUAAUUUUGUUAGCGCAAUUUUACAUCCAAUACACACCGGUGCGCUUUUUGCUAAGACCGUCAAUUUUAGUUGCGAAUUGGAAACAAACAAUAAUACAAAUAUCUUUACUUUUGAUUCUA
Messenger RNA from Anopheles merus, 2891 nucleotides. RefSeq names its product alkyldihydroxyacetonephosphate synthase-like. NCBI's taxonomy places the organism in Eukaryota, Metazoa, Arthropoda, Insecta, Diptera, Culicidae. The transcript has 6 exons. Bases 280 to 2160 code for a protein of 626 amino acids. Gene Ontology annotation, biological process: lipid biosynthetic process. The record is from RefSeq and is a predicted model, not a curated record. Gene Ontology annotation, molecular function: alkylglycerone-phosphate synthase activity; FAD binding.